AUGCGUGUGGCUGCAGCCGCAAAGAAAAACACCAGACGCAAAAUCAUUGUGGCUUUGGUAGUACUGGCAAAGACCGGUGGGGGCGUUGGUGCCUUUUUUGCGACACAAGGUGGCAGCUCGGAAUCAGGUAGUGUUCCAAAUGACACGACUCCCGCGACAGAAGCAACUGAUAGUCCAACUGAUUUGACCUUGCAAUCUCCGAGUCCCAGUGGUGUUCCGUCUUUGUCUCCGACUACAGUUCUUUUGAAGUACCCUCCUCCAAGUGAAGAUGAUUAUAAUGCAGUCGCACAACAGCUUCCUGUUGAAGGGGAAGAAAGCAUGCGUGUUUUGGGAUUUGCACUAGAUAUGGAAGCCAUUUUAUCGCAAGAUAUUGAACCAGGUACUGUAUUAUCGGAUAUUGAAGCAAAAUUGAAAUCCAUCCUUGUCCCAAGUCUGGUUGGCUGCACCGAUUUGGGAAGGAGACAGCUUCAAGGAAACUUACAGGCGUAUCGCCACCUUGUCAGCUCCUUACGGUUUGCAAUUGCCAACGCCAAGGUCACGGUGAACCUCUCAGACGACGGUGUUUGCGAGACAGAGACUGCACAACCAUGCUACCGCAUUACAGUUACUUUUGAGGUAUCUUUGAAGGGAGAAGAAAAAAUUCUCGGCAUAAUGGGCAUUAUUCUCCAGUUGUUUCAACAAGAUGAUUUGGUAGAUUUUCUUGCUUUGAACGAACCAGCCGAGUUCCUGCUGCUGAUGACACUCGCAUCAACGGACACAACGGAUGAGCCCAGUGCUUCACCUACCGGGAUUCCUAGCAUUCCACCAUCAAUGGCUCCAUCGUCGAAUCCAAGCACUUCGUCGCCAAGUGAUGCGCCAUCAAGUCAUCCAACCCGAGCUCCAAUUGCAGGUCCUACUACUAAUGAGCCCACCGAAGCUCCAGUACCCGAUCGUACUCCUAGCCCUACCGAUGCCCCUUUGACAUCUUCCCCAACCUGA
This is a messenger RNA of Cylindrotheca closterium, 978 nucleotides long. NCBI's taxonomy places the organism in Eukaryota, Bacillariophyta, Bacillariophyceae, Bacillariales, Bacillariaceae. The record is from the annotation of a GenBank genome assembly.